AUGGACUUUUUGAUACAACCCAGUGAUCCUGGAAACUCUAAAGAUCAUAAUCUCAUUUGGAAGCUGAUUUCCAUUAGUUUUGUGAUCGUCAUUGUUGUUUUGGGAUUUUGCAUUUUGUAUUUAUGGAUCAAACUGAAAUCGGUGAUAAGAAAAAUCAGGAAUCCAAGAAAUGACGCUGAAUUGGAAACUUGUGAACCGAUGUUACCAAUAAUCGAGCCAGUGAAUGAGCCGGAGCAGGUUGUCAUGGAAAUUCCAAAUGAACAUCAGAAUGCCAACACUUGGAAUUUGGAAUAUGUCCAUCAGAUUGAAGAGAACGUUUAUCAUACUCUUGGGUUGGGAUACAUCACAAUGCUAAGAAGAAAUCGUUCCACCGACCCAGAACAGCAAAAAGUAAUCAAAGAUGAGUUGAGAUUCCUCACUGAAGGUAUAGAAAGGCACCCCAAUUUGUUAACAUUCAUCGGACAUGAGGAGAAUGGAUCCCGAAUUUCAAUUUACAUGGAACAUCCAGAAGGAGGGAACCUUUUGAAGUUUGUCAAAAGAUUCGAUGAUUCAAACUUUGGGAACCAUCUGAGAAAUGUUGGGUACGAAAACACUCACUGGGUUCUGGAUAGCAGAUUGACCACACUCUGCACAUUUGACUUGCUUUCCUUUUCAUGGCAAAUCGCGAAUGGAAUGAAAUAUUUGGCUGGAAAUGAAUUUGUUCAUCGUUGGCUUACGCUCAAAAACGUCUUUGUGACCGCUAACAAAACUAUUCGAAUUGGGAAUUUCAAUUUGACUCGCCGGUUUGGAAAUAAUCCUUACUACGCAAUUGUCACUCAACGAACACAACUCGACCUUCAUCAUCAAGCACCUGAAUUGAACUCAAAUGAAAAUCGAUUUUCGGAGCAAUCCGAUGUUUGGUCAUAUGCUGUAAGCAUUUGGCGACUUUGGACCCUUGGGAAAAUUCCAUAUGAGGGCGUUGAGAAUGUUGAAGAAUUCAUAGGGGAUGGAGGUCGACUUUCAAAACCGGAAUACGCUCAUCAGGAAGUGUACCAUUACAUGUUGGAGUGUUGGAAAAGGGAAAAACUAGACAGGCCAACUUUUAGUAAACUCACUGAGUUCUUCGAAAAUCAUAUGGACAGCCAUGGGCUUCAGAUCAAAAGACAAAUCGAUCAAAAACUUGAAGCAUCGAGAACUGUUCAAGAGGCGAUGGAAGCUUCGGGAUGA
Caenorhabditis briggsae is the source of this 1206-nucleotide messenger RNA. The transcript has 9 exons. Bases 1 to 1206 code for a protein of 401 amino acids. Gene Ontology annotation, molecular function: ATP binding; transmembrane receptor protein tyrosine kinase activity. Lineage: Eukaryota; Metazoa; Nematoda; Chromadorea; Rhabditida; Rhabditidae. Gene Ontology annotation, cellular component: signaling receptor complex. Gene Ontology annotation, biological process: positive regulation of kinase activity; cell surface receptor protein tyrosine kinase signaling pathway; multicellular organism development. The record is from RefSeq and is a predicted model, not a curated record.